GCAAGAUCUGGCGACGCAUACCUGUAGCCUGACCUCCUGGACUGUUUACAUCUCCACUUCACCACAACCCUUUGUUACCCCAAAGGCUUCCCUCAUCCUUAGUUGUCCUGGUUCCUACCUGAUCCCUUCUCUCCUUGGAUGGCACAAAAGUAUUUCCCCAGAACAGCCCAGAGGCCAAGCUGGGUAUGUGCUUUGUAUGUAAAAUGUUUAUUUCUGUUUUAUCAAGGUGUUUUUCUUUUGGAACAAAUCUUUCAGUCUAGGCUUGGUAAAGUUGAGUCAUCAGCGAUAUUUAUAGAGAGAGAUCUGGGAUGUUAGCUGAUACCUUUUUAUUACAAUUAAACUCAUAGAAUAUUUUUUCUUGAAAAACAUCAGUUGCACAGUUUUAUGAGAUGAUGUUUUAAGAAAGCAUUUUAACAUGUUGUAUCAGGUAGCCUUGAAUUCAUUGGAUCCAACAGAUUCUCAUAUCUCUUAUUGUAGUAAAAUUGUAAAAAUAUUAAACAUUUGGCCAAGUGUGGUGGCACAUGCCUAUCUAUAAUCUCAGCAUUAGGGAGGCUGAGGCAGGAGGAUCACGCUGAGUUCAAGGCCAACCUGAACUGCAUAGUAAAAGCCUGCCUCAAAAAUGACAAAAAUCAAACACACAUAGACACAUACACGUGUGUGUGUGUGUACACGCUCAUACAUUCACUAAUUUUUUAUCAUACCAUAGAUUUAACAGGCAUAUUCCUGCAGAUUUUCUCAAAAUCAUAUUCUUGGAGAAGGUAUUUUUCUAAAUGUGUGGUACUGGGUUAAAUGUAGGGGCACCACAUUGCUACAUCCCUGAAUUUUUUUUUUUUUUUAAAUUUUGAGACCAGAUCUUACGGAGUUGCUGAAUUUCCUAGGGUAGGCUCAAACUUAUGAUCCUGUCUCAGCCACCCAAAAUGCUAGGAAUAUAGGCAAGUACCAUCAUGCCUGGCCUCUUGUCUACAUUGGUUGCUUUGCCCCCCACACCAGUGCUGGGGGUCAACUUAGACCUCAGGCACACUAGCCAAACUUCCUACCACUGAGCGACAUACUCAGACCUACUUGUAUAUUUGUUCUAAGUGGUUAAAAGGAUUUCAUUAUCAAAAGGCACCAGAAGACAGGUGCACCAAAGCUUUCAUCUGAAAUGAAUUGGCACUUGUGAAUGUCAGACACAGAGCUUACACAAGUAUAUUUUUAUAUUAUGUAGUAGAAUCUGGAAAUGUUGGUUCAACUUGGAAUUUUCAAUAUUGUUUCUGUUUUUAGAGAUCCAGAGAUUCUGGUGAGAGACAGACCUGUGUUCUUUCCUCAACAAGGAGCAGCCUUAUUCUCAAUGCCUCUGACAGGCCUGUACUUUGGGAAAGGAUGGCUUGGAGGUUGGAAACAACGGAGUUUCCUGCAGGCUGUAACAGGCAGUAACUUCUUGUUCCCCUGGGGGCACUGUCCCUGGAGAGGAAUGGGAACCUUUCCGGACCCUGAGAUGAGAGCCUUCCUGGAGGAGAACACCAGGGUCACUAGCAGUGGCAGCCUCACCCCUGAAAUCCGGUUGCGGCUUUUGACCCCCACUUGCAAAUUCUGGUGGGAGAGAGCAGACCUGUGGCCCCACAGCGAUCCUUACUGGGCAGUCUACUGGCCGGGAGGCCAGGCCCUGUCUAGGUAUCUUUUAGAUAACCCGGAUGUUGCCAGGGGAAAAUAUGUGUUAGACCUUGGGAGUGGAUGUGGAGCGACAGCCAUUGCUGCUCAGAUGAGUGGGGCAUCGAGGAUCUUGGCCAACGACAUAGACCCGGUUGCAGCAAUGGCUAUUACAUUAAACUGUGAAUUGAAUCACUUCAGUCCUUUUCCCAUUUUGACCAAAAACAUUCUAAACAUGGAACAAGAUCAGUGGGACCUUGUUGUCCUUGGCGAUAUGCUUUAUGACGAAGCCCUGGCUGACAGUCUUCAUGUGUGGCUGAAGAAGUGUGUUCGGACCUUCGGAACUCAAGUACUUAUAGGGGACCCUGGGCGGUCCCCAUGCAGCGGGCACAACAUUUGGCGUGAAUUGCACAAGGUGGUGGAAUACUCCCUCCCAGAGGCCACCAGGCAGCAAAACAAUGGGCUGACAACAAGCUCAGUGUGGGAUUUUCAGCCUUGAGUUGUGAAAAUGCUUUUAAGUUUGACUGUAGUUCUCUUUGGAUUUAAUUGCAAAAAUAUUCUCCACAGGAGAUACUCUCCCAUCAGUGCCAAACCUUGGUUUCCAAAAUAGAAAGUCAGCCUUUGUCACAUAACUCGUCCUGUGUUUCUAAGGAUGCCAGUUGCACAAAUGUCUACCUGCACAUUUUUGUAUAGUUUACUGCUGUAUGGAUAGAAAGCAGUACCCAAUGGUGCUGGCAUGUAAGUGAAGUAGUGAGGAAGAGUAGAUGUUGUAGCAGAAUCUCUGUCUCUAGUUGAGGACACCUGUGGUGUAUCUGCCCUCCCUCCCCACUUUGGUACUGGAGAUUAAACCCAGGUCCUCAUAGCAAGUGUUGUACCACUGACCUACAUCCCUCACCCUAUGAUCUAUCUUUGAAUUAAACAAGCAAAAUACAAAAUAUAGAAUAAUGGGUUAUUUUUCAUAGUACUGGGGAUUGAACUCAGGGCCUUAUCACCAAGCUACAUCCCCAGUACACCCUCCCUCCAUUUUUUUUCAAGACAGGAUCUCUAAGUCACUAAAUUGUCCAGCCUAAGCUGAAAUGUUUGAUCUUGUCUUAGCCUCCCAGAAAACUGAGAUUAUAGGUAUGCACCACUAUGCCUGACAGAAUACUGCUAGUUUUAUUUAUUUUUUUUAGUAUGGUACAGAGUACUGAACAGUAUGAGACAACUCUCACUUUGUAGCUGAGAUUAUAGGUUGGGUAGGCUUUCCAAGUUUUACUUCCAUUAUUUAUGAACAGUAACGAAAUAGAACAGAUCUCGUAUCAGUGGUUAUUGUAUUAAAUCAACAUAAAGGUCUCUCAAGGAGUAUUUAGGAUAUGGUAGACCUUCAGUUAACAACACUAACCGCAAAAGAUCAUAGUACUUGGUAAAUACAUGCACAUAAUAAGUGUUCACAUAUUUUAGCUGCUGCUAGUCAUGAUUCCUUUAUUGUAAAACACCACGGCUCCUAGUGACUGCAGAAUAAAGUGCAUACAAAGUACCAUUAAAUCUUUCUCCAGUUAGAUCUGGAUAUACUUUUUUGAUCUUGUAAUACUUGCCCCUCACCCAUCAAAAGUUUUGCAACACUUGUUCCCCAAGUCCUCCUACCUUAGUGCCUUUGCUUAUGCCCUUCCCUCUUUUAGGAACUUCCUUAGUCUCACUGCUUCUUCAGGCUGCUUUGUUACUGCCCUACUCCCAAAUGUACCCAUAUGGCUCAGGUUAAAUUCAAGCUGUUCUGUAGCCUGGAGCAGAUUGGAGUUAAUGCUGCCCUUUUUGUGCCACCAUAGCACUGCAUAUUUAGCUGUGCUAAGUGUACAUUUCAUCCUAAUUACAGAAAUGCACAACCAUGUCUUUCUCUCCCACUAUCCAGAACCCCUGUGUUCUGUAUAACUUUGUACAUUCCUAAGCCUUUGACCCAGUUUCUCAUAAAUAGAAGCCCAAGGAAAAUUAUCUGAUGAGAUAAUUCUUCAUUUGAAAGAAAUAAACAGAUAAUACCUGAAAGAGACUGUAAUUUUCUCACACAACUCUUUAGCCUUUAAUCUGCUUGCAUCUACUCAAUAGACAGUAUGACCUGGAGAGUUGGAUGGAGAGGGCUUCCUGCCCAACUGUUGAGAUUACUUAUACUAGUGGUGAUGAACCUAUGGGACACAUGCCACACUGGCUGCUUGUUAUCAUCGAAAGCUCUAAAAGAUUUGCUAUCGCUGACUUGUACUAUACAGUAUAGUCAAUAUUUGUGAAUUUGUGCAAAGCUGAAAUUUAUUUGCAACUCCAAAAGCUCAGCACAAGGUGCUUUUGUGAUCAUUCAUGGCUAUGUGCAAAGUGAGGAAAAAUCAGGGUUGCCUUGUACAUGCUUCCAGCUGAGGGGAAAUAGGCCCAGCCUCUGCCAUCUUGUUUCAGCUCAGCCCUAACUAAAUAUUCUUUCUGCAGUCUGUAUCAUGCCAUGUUUUCAUGUUUUCAUGCUGUUUGUUCAAGACUACUGUUUAAAAUGGUCCCCAAGCAAAGAGCUGAGUGUGGUGGCACAUACCUAUAAUCCCACCAUGUAAGAAACUAAGACAGAAGGAUGGUCACAGCCAAGGCCAGCCUGGGGUACUUAGUGAGGUCAAGACAGCAUAAAUCAAAGAGUGAGACCCUUGUCUCAAAAAACCAAAACAAUAAAAUGGUUCCCAAGUGUAGUGCACAAGGGCUUGGUUAGUGUCCUGAAGUAAGAAGGGUCUAAGAAAACUCGGGCAAGUUAUUCAGGCCUGUGUUACAUACAGUGUGGUUAGUUAUGAGAUCAAUGUUAAUGAUUCUGUCUUUUGUUGUGGGGACAACAUACAGAGUGCCCAUAAUUAAAGGAGGAAAGGUAUAUUUAGCUCACAAUUCAUGGAAGUUUCAGUUCAUAAUCAGCUGCCUUCAACACAGGGUGGCUUGGCAGUGGGGCAAAAGUUCAUGUAGAAGACAGCAAAAGUAACAAGAAAGAAACAAGCAUCUGUUCCUGCCUUAUUCUACAUACAUUGCACCCUAGUGCAAGUGUAGCACUCACACCGCUAAUCCCAACACUAGACAAUGAACUAAUCACAAACCCUAGAUUCAGCUGUCUUGGAAAAGCCUGCCCCCCCGUAACUGCAUGAAGCUUUGGAGAGACAUCCAGACACAAAAUAUAGCAGUGUCUAAACAGAAACACAUAUCAACAAGGUGAUAUGUUGAUUAGUGGACAAAUGCAGAAUUCAUGGUGAUUUUAUACCCUAAAACUACUGAAAACACAAUCAAUUGAUUACAUCAGAUAAACCAUGCAACACCCAAAUAUACACUUAUUCUUUUCGUCUCUACCUUCUGAAAAUGUAGUCAGACCAGAAGUAAGUAAGGAAACAAAAAUUGCCCACUACAGGCAGUAACACUUUGGAAUCACUCAUAGUCUUAAAAGAAAGAGCUGCCUGCACUCUUGGCUACCAAGGGGAAGAAAGAAAAGGAGUCAGCAUACCAAUGAAAGAGUGGUGCAGUGAAAGAGUGUAACUGUUUUCUCUUUUGAGGAAUCUAGUGUUUGAAGGCUACCAUAUUGUUUCCUGCCUAAAUCAGUCUCCAGAUAGGAAGGCAUGCUUAUUCUUAACAUUUUGCAACUUGAACAUUAUAACAGUUUAACAGUCCUUAAGAACCAGCAUUAAGUCUAUCAACAUUAUAUUACAUUAGAAACAUUACAUUUUGUCCUUGGACCUCCAAAGACUCAUGCAUAUUCCUUUAUGCAAAAGGCAUUUAGUCCAUCUGCAAGAGUUGUCAAAGUCCUAAGAGUUUCAGCAUUGCUGAAAAGUUCAAAUCCCAAAUCUCCUCCAAGAUGGAAGGCAAACUAUCAGCUACGUACCCCUGUGCAAAUGAAAACAGUUAAGAACUUCCAACAUGCAAUGACAUAAGAUAAAACAUUUCAAAGGUUACAAACGAUUGUACAAAAGUACAAAAGACUGGGACAAAAGCAAGUCCAAAAUCCCAGCAGGGCAAAUGUUAAGUCCUGUAGUUUCAUGUGCACUGUUUGAGGCAAUAUAUGGAAAACUGUGAGCUCCAAAGGGCUUGUGUGGCUCCACCUCCAAAGCAGUUCUGGUGGUUCCCAAUCCCAUAGCUUCUCUCUUGGGGUGGCUUUGCUCUCUCAUUGCAGGUUUCCUUAGAUGAUCCAUGUUCCUGGAUUUUCCAAACUUCUGGUUCUCCAUUGCACUUUUGGCUUCACCCUCAUAGCUUCACAUACUGCCUUCUUGGGGGCACACUGCCUGCCCCUUUCCAGGCCUCCUGAAAUCAAGGUGGAAGCCCUUUGAACCUCAGAACUUGUGCAUUCUGCAUGUGCCUAAAGCCAGUACCAUGUGGAAGCUGCCAAAAUCUGCUGCCAGCUGGAGCAGUAGUCAGGCUUUCUUCUCUUGGCUCUAGCAACUGAGUCCCUGGAUUGCUGGGUACUCUCAACUUGAUUGUGAGGAACACAUUCUCUAUGUCACCUCCAUUUUGGAAUUUCAUAGGGCUCUGAGGCUUUCUCCUUGAAGCAAAUGCUUCCACUUUUGCAGUUCAGAAGCUGCAAAGGCCAGCUUUUCGAUUCUGUACCUUCUCAGUUGUGGAGAUCUCAGCUCUGUCUUUACAGUUCACAGCUUUCUGGUCAAAACAUUCUGAAUCAUCCUGCUGGGCUCUUGGUUCCUGAUUUACAACAUAAAUCUGGCUAAAAGCCCCCAAUAACAGCUAUGUUGAGCCACUGCCUUAACAUUUGCCUGCCUUGAUAUUUCUUCUGCCAGAUUAAUCAGUCUAUCACUCUUAAUCUCAGUCUCAGGCAAAGGCUCUGGACAUGAGCAAAAUGCAGACAAACUUUCUGCCAAGCCAUAAUAUGGAGUCCAACAACCAGUGCAGUCUCUCUUAACCAGCACAAACCUCCUGAGCCUGGUCUUUACUGGCAGGCUUUCUAUCAGCCUUCUGGACUGAGCUCUGACCAGAAUUUCCCCUACAGAACAGCCUAAGCUGUUCCAGCUCUAUGCAUACAGGCAACAUCUCCAAGUCUUUCCAAAUUCUUCCCACAAGCCAUUUCCAAAAGCUCUUGAACCCCAUGGUCAGGUAUAAUCACAGCAACCACCCCAAUCCUGGUACCAAAUUCUGUCUUGGUUACUUUUCUUUCAUUGCUGGGACAAAACACCUGACACUCAAAGGGAGGAAAGGUUUAUUUAGCUUACAGUUUUUAGAGGUUUCAGUCCACAAUCAGCUGGCUACAAGGCAAGGUGGCAUAGCACUAGGACAACACUUUAUGGCAGCAGCCAGAGCAAAAGGGGGAAAAGAAGCCUCUUUUGCUGCCUUAUAUUGUACUCAGGCUACUACUACACCCGCUUCAGGAUGGGUGUAGCACUCACAAAAUCAUCUUGCCCUCUCAUCCACAGGAUGAGAGUAUUUACAAAGUAAGAACCCUGGUUCCCUGCUGAGUCUCUUAGGUCAAACUUCUGAACUUCUCAAUUGACACAAUGUACCAACCAUAACAUUGUCUAAUACUUGCUUUUUAACUAUUUCAAUUUAGAUAAAAGGCUUAUAAAGGUGUAUUUUUUGCAAGGCCUCAGGCAAGAUCAAUGUAGACCAUUGUAUAUAUUCAGCUUGGUUGUGACUGUAGCCAUGUUGAUCAUAACCAACAUUUUGCUUAUUGGCUCACUCCCAACUGGAAUUCCAAACCCUAUGGGAUAAAUGAAGACAUUAAGAUUGCUAGGCACUUUUUUGCCAUCCACUGACACCAAGAUUUUCUAACAUCUGACAUAUGAAUAAUUUUUUUCAUUCACAAUGCUGAGAAACCUUUGGUCUUAUGUAUGCUGGGUAAGUGUUCUACCAUUGAGGCACAGCUCCAGCUGAUACAUAAUUUUUUUGAGGACGUCCAUAUGCAGUUGGCCAUACGCCACCUUUGUCUAACUUUGUAAAACUCCUUUCUCCUGUGUCACAUUGUGGGAAUCUUCAAAAUUUGCUGUCACCCAAUACAAGCUUCUGUCCAAAACUCCCAAAUAAAUUAUAUAAUCUUGGA
Molecule: messenger RNA, 7636 nt
Organism: Cavia porcellus (domestic guinea pig)
Lineage: Eukaryota; Metazoa; Chordata; Mammalia; Rodentia; Caviidae
Gene: Etfbkmt
Product: electron transfer flavoprotein subunit beta lysine methyltransferase
Exons: 3
Coding region: 1220-2128 (302 amino acids)
Cellular component (GO): mitochondrial matrix
Molecular function (GO): protein methyltransferase activity
Source: RefSeq, a predicted model, not a curated record